GAGCACCGGGCGUUCGCGUUGCUAUGGGCUGCUGGAGCGCUGGCGGCGGGCGCGGAGGGGUCUGGCCGCUCUUCUUCUCGCCUCGCCCCCUCGGGCCGGGGAGGCUGCUGCUGGGUGCCUGCCCUGCGGAUAGGGAGCCGAAUCGCUGUCCUGAGGGGGUUCCCUCUUCUUCCGAGAGGCUGGAGCCUCUCCCAGCAAUGCAUACUGCACACAGCUCAGAGACCGUUCCAGGUCCACCGCCUGCAGCAGAACUCUGUCAGCACAAGCUGUGCCAGAGGUGCCUCACAGCACCAGCAAGGAGCAACACAGCAAAUACUUUUGACUGCAGUAGAUUCUCUGGGAAGACAAAUACUAGCAGAUACUGGCUGAUACAGAAGGACUUCUAUCGCAUGAAGGUGGCUCCUGAUGAAAGCAGAGACAUCAUCGCUUCUGCUCAGUCCAUCUUAGACAGAGAAAAUUACUUCGUAAGAGAGGUGGACAGGUAUUUGAGGCACCACGAUUUCUUAAAUCUGAGAAAGAAGGAGAUCCUAUACAAGAAAUGGCUUGAGGAUGUUUCAGAGCCACUGCUGUGGAAAAUUGAGGACAAAAUGGAUAGCCAGUCGAGGGAAGAAAUACAGAAGAGGAGGGAAGAACAACUUUCUCUCUAUUUAAACUACUGUAAAAAGAAGGGCUAUGUGGCUUUAGAAGCUUAUGACCCAUCAGAAUAUGACCCACUGUUCCUGAAGACGUGCACAGACUGCUGGAAGGUUUCAAUACCAGCUUUACAGGACCCUCUGUUAAAAGCUGUUCAGAAAAAGUUUAUUGAGACAGGCAUUGUCAAGCGGUGUGAGACAGGAAGACCGUGCUCUAGCAGAGAGCUGCAGGAACUGCCCCUGCUUCCCCUGGGCCGGCAGCGCAUGGAUGCAAUCGAGUGGCUGAAGGUUCCACACACCUACAUUGCUAGUGAGCUCCACCGAACAAGGAGGCUGAGAGUCGUGGACCACCACAAAGACAGUGAGAGCAGAUGAUGUCACCUCUCCUCCAGCUCACUGCAGUGGCAAGUGCAGCCAUCAGAAGGCUACCACAGAAAAAGUACAUCUUGUCACAAGUGCCAUGGAGCAGCAUUAAGCAGCCCCUUCAUUCCAGGCUGAGCACAGAUGGAUGGUGUUGAACAGCACCCACACCUGCUGGCACACCACAGCAGUGUUCUCUGCCAUGCCUGCAGUGAUCAGACGCCUUUGUGCCUCCUGCAGCCCAUGAAAAGGUCAGUUUUCAUCAGGCUCUGGGAAACACCAUCAGAAUUUUGCCCAAGCUCCCCUAAAUGCUGAGUGCAGUACGUGCUUUCCACCACAACAGCAGCAAUUUAUGAUUCAGUUUGCAAGAGGUGAAAAGCAAGACU
This is a messenger RNA of Phasianus colchicus (ring-necked pheasant), 1378 nucleotides long. The record is from RefSeq and is a predicted model, not a curated record. NCBI's taxonomy places the organism in Eukaryota, Metazoa, Chordata, Aves, Galliformes, Phasianidae.